AUGGCAUUGGGCCAGCUUCAACAUCUUGAAGCCUUGUUCAUCACAAGUGGAUGGCUCUCUGCACGAUGUGAAUCCUUCAACACAAAGAAUGCCCGUGCCAUUGCCAAUCGCACGAAGUUCAGACAAGAUACCAAUCUUUAUGCCUUGGACACUUUUGUGGUGACUCCAAUGUCGAAGCCAGGCAUGUGUGGAGCCCGUGAACAGGAUGAGCAGCAGACCAUUGCCGAAGCACGCGGAAUUUCAUCCUUUUCACAACUGGUGAAUCCAUUCGGCCUGUUUGUUCACUGCUUUGUCUCCCAUUUUUGGGGACACAAGUUCACAAGCACUGUCACGGCUCUUGACUUGUGGGCAGAUUCGAACUACGACAAGCUGACCUCGGAGAAGGAGGCUCUGGUCUACUGGAUAUGCCUCUUUGCGUUGAACCAGCACGACGUGGCCGAGGAGGUCGGGGAAAAUCCUCAGCAGGGGCCAUUCAACGCAGCACUGGCGCAAGCCACUGGUGGUGCAGUGAUGGUUUUGGAUGAAGAAGUGAAGCCGUUCUCCCGUAUCUGGUGCCUCUUCGAGGCUUCUCGGUUGAAGGACUUGCAGCGGCCCUUUGAACUGAUUUGCAGUGAGGGUUCCUUGUCCCAGCCUGAGAACGGUGGACACAAGGCUGUGAGCACGAAGAUGCUGGAAACAACAUGCCAGGCCUUGUGGAACGUGUCCACUGCCAAGGCUCAAAGCUCAGUAGCCAAGGACAAAUACCAGAUUUGGGGAGAAACGGCCGAUGAAUCCAUCAGGGGUGCCAUAAAGGGAGUGGGUGCCGAACGUUGGUUUGGCUCAAUGCUUCUUCAGCCAGAUGCAGUGGUCUUCAGCAACUUUGAUCGCUACAUGAAGUCUCUACUCUCCACUACGGUGCUUAAGGUCCUGAUGGCUAGGGGCGACUUUGCUCCGGCGGCCACGUGCUGCCUUCAAGGAGCAGACGUUAGUUCUGAGCAGCUGACAAAGAUUUGCAACAGUUUUGCAGCAGAAACUGAGAGAAGAGCCUGGUUGAACAGCAUGCUGCUGCAAGCAUCGAAUCUAUCCACGGCCAAGCUGCUUUUGGAGAAGGGUGCCGAUGUAGAGGCUGCGCAGACCGAUGGCGUCACAGCGCUGAUGUUGGCUGCUCAAGGUGGCCAUGAGGCCGUGGCCCAGCUGUUGCUACAGCACAGUGCUGAUGUGGCGGCAGCAAGAAACGAUGGUGCCACAGCACUGAUGUACGCUGCUCUAGGUGGCCAUGAGGCCGUGGCCCAGCUGUUGCUACAGCACGGUGCCGAUGUGGCAGCAGCGAGCAACAAUGGUUUUACAGCACUGAUGUUGGCUGCUCAAGGUGGCCAUGAGGCCGUGGCCCAGCUGUUGCUACAGCACGGUGCCGAUGUGGCGGCAGCAAGCAACGAUGGCUGGACAGCAUUGAUGUUUGCUGCUAAAGGAGGCCAUGUGGCCGUGGCCCAGCUGUUGCUACAGCACGGUGCCGAUGUGGCGGCAGCACAGGACGAUGGCGACACAGCAUUGAUGUGGGCUGCUGAGAAUGGCCAUGAGGCCGUGGCCCAGCUGUUGCUACAGCACAGUGCUGAUGUGGCGGCAGCAAGAAACGAUGCUUUCACAGCACUGAUGUGUGCUGCUGUAGGUGGUCAUGAGGCCGUGGCCCAGCUGUUGCUACAGCACGGUGCCGAUGUGGCGGCAGCAAGCAACGAUGGCUGGACAGCAUUGAUGUGUGCUGCUAAAGGAGGCCAUGUGGCCGUGGCCCAGCUGUUGCUACAGCACGGUGCCGAUGUGGCGGCAGCAAGCAACGAUGGUGUCACAGACCUGAUGAUUGCUGCUCUAGGUGGCCAUGAGGCCGUGGCCCAGCUGUUGCUACAGCACGGUGCCGAUGUGGCGGCAGCAAGGAACGAUGGCUGGACCGCAUUGAUGUUUGCUGCUAAAGGAGGCCAUUUGGCCGUGGCCCAGCUGUUGCUACAGCACGGUGCCGAUGUGGCGGCAGCCAGCAACAAUGGUUUCACAGCACUGAUGUGCGCUGCUGUAGGUGGUCAUGAGGCCGUGGCUCAGCUGUUGCUACAGCACGGUGCCGAUGUGGCGGCAGCCAGCAACAAUGGUUUCACAGCACUGAUGUGUGCUGCUGUAGGUGGUCAUGAGGCCGUGGCUCGGCUGUUGCUACAGCACGGUGCCGAUGCCGUGGCCCAGCUGUUGCUACAGCACGGUGCCGAUGUGGCGGCAGCAAGGAACGAUGGUGUCACAGCACUGAUGUUGGCUGCUCUAGGUGGCCAGGAGGAAGUGGCCAAGAUGCUGCUACAGCAUGGUGCCGAUGUGAAGGCAGCAGCAAACAAUGGCGCCACAGCAGUGAUGUUUGCUAGGGCAAACAGUCAUGAGGCUGUGGCUAGGCUCCUCAGGGAGCAUGGCGGUGGUCAGAAUUGGUUUCGGCGUUGGCUUUUUGGAUAG
This is a messenger RNA of Cladocopium goreaui, 2454 nucleotides long. The record is from the annotation of a GenBank genome assembly. Lineage: Eukaryota; Dinophyceae; Suessiales; Symbiodiniaceae.